Chilo suppressalis (striped riceborer) is the source of this 3226-nucleotide messenger RNA. The record is from the annotation of a GenBank genome assembly. NCBI's taxonomy places the organism in Eukaryota, Metazoa, Arthropoda, Insecta, Lepidoptera, Crambidae.
CGUUUCUCCGACUGAGUAAGCGAGGUUGAGCGUUGGAGUUUCGUAAAAUUGUGAAAAUAUCCCGAAUUUACCUUUAAGUUGUUACUGUCCGAUUAUGAGGAAUCUAAUCUUGCAUGUGCACGAUUUAUGAUAAUCUCAGUUAGUGAUUAUUAAAAAGGGAAUACAGGAACUUAACGUCAUGUCUCUCGUGUAUGCGGUUUGCGCAUUAGUUCUAUUGACGCCGAUUACAGCAUUUUAUUUACCCGGCUUGGCUCCAGUAAAUUAUUGUAAAGCUGGAGAAGACAAUGGGAAAUCAUGCAAGGUACGUUAAAUGGCAAAAUAACACAAAUUCUAAACAUAACUUGCCUACCCACCAUGUUUUACGAUGGUUGUGAAAAACUAUUAUUUGAUAAGAACAUCUAUUUCGUGCUAAUGUGCUCAUUAUUUUUCUAUUAGCUGCCAGAUUAUGACUAUUUUCUAACCGAUGUAGCAUAAUGUUAGACAACAACAAAUUCAAAUUUCGCCUCUUCCCAAAAAAAAACUUCUUUAUUUUGAAUAAAUAAUCAUCAGCAUAUGAAAUCACAAUUUUUUGUCAGAGUAAAAUUUUCAAUUCUUGAUUGCUUCUAGAAAUCAUUUUAUAAUGAGAUACCACUUUAUGUAAACAGACUUAACACAGAGGAAUCAGUCAUACCAUUUGAAUAUCACCAUUUUGAUUUCUGUCUCUCGGAUGAGACACAAUCACCAGUUGAAAAUCUUGGACAAGUUGUAUUUGGUGAACGAAUCCGACCCAGUCGGUACAAGCUAGAAUUCCUCAAAAAUGUAGAAUGCAAUGUUGUUUGUAAAAAAGAUUACAAAGCAUCAAAUGCAGAAGAUGUGAAGAAGUUGAAUUUAUUGAAAAUGGGAAUGGCACUUUAUUAUCAACAUCACUGGAUCCUGGAUAACAUGCCAGUGACAUGGUGCUACUUGGUAAAUGAAGGUGGGAAGACAUACUGCAGUACUGGCUUCCCAAUGGGAUGUCAAGUGCGAAGAGAUAUGGAUACAUGUACACCUAUAGUUAAUGUUUCACCUGACCAAGUUGGUUCUUACUACCUGUUCAACCAUGUGGACUUGGAGAUCACAUACCACAGCGGCGGCGAGGAAGAAUGGGGUGUGGGCUUUGGAGACAAUGGCGGCCGCAUCAUUUCAGCCAAGAUCAAACCUGCCAGUAUUGCCCAUAAACUCAACAAACCUGACUGCAGUGCCCGACAUGAUCCACUUAAAAUACCAAUAUCUUUCAGUGGAGAAGACACCUUAAGCAUAUACUACACAUACAGUGUCACUUUUAUUAAAAACAACACUAUCAAAUGGUCAUCCCGCUGGGACUAUAUCUUGGAAUCAAUGCCACAGACUAACAUUCAGUGGUUCUCAAUAUUGAACUCCUUGGUGAUUGUUUUGUUCCUCAGUGGCAUGGUAGCAAUGAUUCUCUUGAGAACACUGCAUAAAGAUAUUGCAAGGUACAAUCAGAUGGAGUGCGGUGAAGAUGCUCAGGAAGAAUUUGGCUGGAAAUUGGUACAUGGAGAUGUGUUCAGGCCUCCGCGUCGCGGCAUGUUGCUCGCUGUAUUCCUCGGAUCAGGAUCACAGGUAUUCGGCAUGACUCUGGUGACGCUCGCGUUCGCGUGCCUUGGUUUCCUGUCGCCUGCUAACCGCGGCGCCCUUAUGACUUGCGCGCUGGUAGCGUGGGUUUUACUUGGCGCCGCAGCUGGAUACGUUAGCGCCAGAAUCUACAAGAGCUUCGGUGGACGACGGUGGAAGAGUAACAUACUACUGACUUCAAUGGUGUGCCCCGGUGUGGUGUUCUCCCUGUUCUUCGUGAUGAACCUGGUGUUGUGGGGCAAGGGUUCCUCGGCCGCAGUGCCGUUCUCUACGUUGGUGGCAUUGUUGGCGCUCUGGUUCGGAGUCUCUGUACCAUUGACUUUCAUCGGCGCGUACUUCGGCUUUAGGAAGAGGAUUCUCGACCACCCCGUGCGAACGAACCAGAUACCGCGCCAGAUACCCGAACAGUCGUUGUACACGCAGCCGAUUCCGGGAAUAGUGAUGGGUGGAGUACUGCCCUUCGGAUGCAUCUUCAUACAGUUGUUCUUCAUACUCAACUCGCUGUGGUCCAGCCAGAUGUACUACAUGUUUGGUUUCCUGUUCCUCGUGUUUGUGAUCCUGGUGAUCACUUGCUCGGAGACGACUAUUCUGCUCUGCUACUUCCAUCUAUGUGCCGAAGAUUAUCAUUGGUGGUGGCGAGCUUUCCUAAGCGCUGGAUCAACAGCCGGAUACUUAUUUAUCUACUGCUGCCACUACUUCGUCACCAAACUCAACAUAGAAGACGCUGCUUCAACCUUCCUCUACUUCGGAUACACCCUCAUAAUGGUGUUCCUAUUCUUCCUUCUCACCGGAACCAUCGGAUUCAUGGCCUGCUUCUGGUUCGUCAGGAAGAUCUACAGUGUCGUCAAAGUGGAUUAGUGAUUAGUGCAGUGUCAAUGCAGUGGUGUGUUAAGUUUUGCUUGAUCAUUUCGUUGUGAUUCGCGGCAUGAUCGAAUGGAACUUUGUCGGUGUGGUGUACGGCCCACGGAGACGGGUGAGACAGAGAAGUGAGUUUUUAAUUGUAUCAUAAUUAAUUAUUUAUAUCCAAAAAUGAUUUGUUAGUCACUAUUUUCAGUUCUAUCGACGUUUGCUUUUCGUAUUCUCUUCAUUAUUUCGUUUUUAUUAGUCGUUAGUUGUAAAUAAGUUUUUAAGGAUGAUUGGGCAUCAGUUAGGGUGUUAAAGAUGAUUGGUAUACCAUUGAUAUAACCUGGAAUGUUAAUGACAAUCUUCAACAAUAGUACUUAAAACGUCUAAUGUGAAAUCUCUUGUCAAAUUUGAAUACUAUGAGUGUUUCUAUGUAUUUGUAUAAAUAAAUGGCCCUAUGUUUUAGAUAUGUGGAUAAAUGUAUUCUGCUAUCAAAGCAUGGUAUUCUCUUUAACUCUGAAGAAAAAGACUCAAGGUAUGCCUAUUGAUAAAGUUUCAUAUUAACAGCACCUGUAUCAAGUAGCAAUAAGAGUCAUUUUCAUUACUGCAAUUGUGUAAACUGUCUUGUGAACUCAACUGUAGACCAAACAAAAACAUUGAACUCUGUACAUGAUACCCAAUAAAUACUAAACACAAAAUUGAUACGACAUUGUACAUUUUAACAGCAAAUUAGCACUAAUCAAUCUUUCUAGCAAUCAUGACUUCAAACGGA